Molecule: messenger RNA, 924 nt
Organism: Hyla sarda
Lineage: Eukaryota; Metazoa; Chordata; Amphibia; Anura; Hylidae
Product: olfactory receptor 5B12-like
Exons: 1
Coding region: 1-924 (307 amino acids)
Biological process (GO): G protein-coupled receptor signaling pathway
Cellular component (GO): membrane
Molecular function (GO): olfactory receptor activity; G protein-coupled receptor activity
Source: RefSeq, a predicted model, not a curated record
AUGACAUAUUUCAUUAUAAAGGGGAUAUCUGAUGAUCCUGAGCUCCAGGCUCCUAUAUUUGUUCUGGUUUUACUCAUUUAUCUCAUUGUUCUUGUCGGGAAUAUGAGUCUUUUCCUCCUGGUCUGCCUGGACUCUCAUCUUCACACUCCCAUGUAUUUCUUCCUUGCUAAUUUGUCUAUAGUGGACAUGAUGUCUCCCACUGUCACCCUACAUAAGACUUUUCAAAUCUUCAUCACUGGAGAUAACAUGGUGCCCUAUGUGGCCUGUAUGGUACAAGCCUACAUGUUUGGAUCCUUAUCAGGACAAGGACUUUUCAUAUUGACAGCCAUGAGUUAUGAUCGAUAUGUAGCUAUUUGUAGGCCUCUGUAUUAUAACAUUAUUAUGAACCUCAAGACAUGUCUUCUAUUGGCCUCUUUUUGUUGGAUUUUUGGGUUUAUUCAAGUCAUUCCUUACCUUUGGAUAAUAUCCAUGAUCUUUUGCUAUUCUUCCAAUGAAAUUGACCACUUUUUCUGUGACCUUGUUCCCUUCAUGGACAUUGCCUGCAGUUACAAUUUUUUACUUGAAAAUUUGACCCUUAUACAAGGAAUGAUCAUCUAUAUUAUUUCCCCAUUUAUUCUUACCUUUAUUUCCUACAUGUAUAUCCUUAUAACCAUACUAAAGAUCCGUUCCAGUAUUGGUAGAAGAAAAGCCUUCUACACGUGUUCCUCACACCUCACAGUCAUUAUGUUGCUUUACACAACUUUGACCUUCCAGUAUGCAGUGCCAAGUAAAAGCAUGGGUUCAAAAAAACUUUUUUCACUAUUUAAUACUGCAAUGGUCCCCAUACUUAACCCCUUAAUUUAUAGCCUGAGGAACAAAGACAUAAAAACAGCUUUUAGAAGAAAUCUAGGAAAGGGUUGUGCCCAAUUUCUUGUUUGUUUUUAA